Stegodyphus dumicola is the source of this 4448-nucleotide messenger RNA. RefSeq names its product dystrobrevin beta-like. Gene Ontology annotation, molecular function: zinc ion binding. Gene Ontology annotation, biological process: synaptic signaling. Gene Ontology annotation, cellular component: synapse; plasma membrane. Lineage: Eukaryota; Metazoa; Arthropoda; Arachnida; Araneae; Eresidae. The record is from RefSeq and is a predicted model, not a curated record.
AUCUUUCAUAUGGAAACAGUUCAUUACACUGACAACAUGAGCUAUGGAUCUGGCUCACAGGGACCAAGUGCAGACUACUGUCAUCUUAUGGCAGAACUUAAAGCUCAAAAUUUUGACGUGAUGAAAUUCUCUUCCUAUCGUACAGCAUGUAAACUCAGGUUCAUCCAAAAACGAAUAAGUUUGCAUUUGGUAGAUAUAUGGAAUGUGAUUGAAGCCUUCCGUGAAAAUGGUUUGAACUCCUUAGAACCUCGAAUGGAGAUAAGCAUUCCCCGUCUAGAAACCCUAGUAACCUCAAUUUAUUUUCAACUUAAUAAGCGCCUUCCAUCUACCCAACAGAUAGACUUAGACCAAUGUACUACAUUAUUGCUCAACUGGCUAAUGUCUGCAUAUGAUCCGGAAGAUACUGGGAAAGUAAGAGUGUUUUCCAUUAAAAUUGCCUUAGCGACAAUGUGCUCUGGGAAACUGAUGGACAAAUUGCGAUAUAUCUUUUCAUUAAUUUGUGAUAAUAAUGGUCUUUUGGUGCAGAGUAAAUUUGCUGACUUCUUAAGAGAAAUUUUACAAGUUCCGUGCUCAGUACAUGAGUCUCCAACGUUUGGAUAUCGUGAUAAUCUACCCACUUCAAUUAUUGAUGGGCAAAGUAAAGUUACAGUUAAUGACUUUCUGGAUAUCAUUAUGUCUGAUCCUGCUCCACCCUGUCUUGUUUGGUUGCCUUUACUACAUAGGCUUGCAAGUGUUGAAAAUGUUUUACAUCCUGUUCAGUGUGAUGGUUGCAAUCGAGAAGCAUUUCUAGGUUUUAGGUAUAGAUGCCAAAAAUGUUACAACUAUCAACUAUGUCAAGAUUGUUUCUGGCGAGGGCGUGUUUCUGGGAGUCAUACUAGUCAGCAUGAAAUGAAAGAAUACACAUAUUAUAAAUCACCAAGCAAGCAAUUAGGGCACUCUUUAAAAAAGUCCUUCCGUUGCGUGCCAGAAAAACAGAUAAGUGACAUUCCCAGAUUUCCUGAAGAACCAGAAAAAACUCUAAAUUUGCAACACAUUGUGCCUCCUUCACCAAUACCGAGUCAUAAUGGCUUUCAUGAUGCUGCAAAUAAUUCCUUUGAUAUGUCUUCAAUAGAUGGAAGGUCUACAACAAGGAGCUUAGAAUCCAGUCGUGGAGAUGAUGAACACAGACUAAUUGCUAGAUACGCUGCACGCUUAGCUGAUACUAGAAGUACUUUGAGGAGUCCUUCUGAUCUCAGUUUAAACAUGGACACUACUCGACAACGAGACCUCAUUGCUCAACUAGAGGCAAAAAAUAGGGAAAUAAUGAGAGAAAUAGUAAGGCUAAGGAAGCAGCAAGAGCAAGAAGAUGCUGCCAUGCAGAAUGAACAAAACCCAACACUUUUGGCUGAGUUAAGAGCUCUGAGGCAAAGGAAAGAAGAAUUAGAAAGCCAUUUAUCUACCCUCCAAGAGAGUAGAAGGGAGCUUAUGGUCCAGUUAGAAGCUCUGAUGAAAAUGCUCAAAAAUCAUCAGACAUCUCCUCGGUCCACACCAAACAGCUCCCCUCGCUCUGCUACAUCCAAAUCACCACCUUUAUCUACACCUUACCCUCUGUCUUCUUCACGCAGUGCUCCUACAACUCCUGGGAGUAAUCCACCAACCUCUGAAAGUGCUACUGGUGCUCCUAAUAAUGUCAUAAUGGCAUAUGACCAGUCAGGAAGCACUAGGAGUCUUCGGAAUGAUUUGCUGGUAGCUGCAGAUUCUGUAACGAAUGCUAUGUCUUCGCUGGUUAGGGAACUAAAUUCAGGAUCGGAAGAUGAAGAUGGUGGCAAUGACAGCAAAGUUUUAAGUAGUAGUCGAGAUUUUGAAACAGAAGACACUGAAAGUGCUGUUGAGAGUUUGGAAGGUGGAGGAACACUCUGGCGGGAAGAAAGGCAAAGAGCCCAAGAAAAUCAUUUCCUACAAGAAAUUCACGCUCGGAACAAUUCAUCAACUUCUGGGCACCAUAAUGACAACACUAUUCAGGAGGAAGAUGAUCAAGAGCUUUAUGAUAACGAUCCAAGGGGUCAAACUUUAGUCACCACAUAAGCAACAACUUCGAGACUGUGUCCAGUAUUCCGCUAAUUCCCUUUGUAGGAUCUGGAUCUCUUCCAACAUCAUGCAUCCCUGACUACCGAUGACGAGAGCUACGUCCGCACUGAUGACGAUGAAGAUGGAGGCAACACGGACUGGGAAGAAACCAUGCGACGUUGGGUGAACCGUUAGAAUACCUGCAGUUAAAUCAUUUCUACUGUGCUUCAACAUCAUAUCAUGAGACGAGGCAGCUAGCUCUUUCAUCAGGUUCAAAAAGUGCCAUACAAAUGCAUCAUGGCCCACACAUAACAAAAUUUGUUCAUCAUGUAAAAAUAAAAUUGCAGAAUUCUGCUUGUAUAAAUAAUUUUGGCCCUUUGUAUGCAGCUUUUUAAUCAUUCUAUGAUAACUGUCUUUCUUUUAUUUUUUAUAGAAUUACUUGUCAAAUGACUUUUUUGAGAACUGUUAAAAAAAUUGAUUUCUUAAUUAUAAAUUAUAGCUUUCACAUGAUUUAGGAGAUGAAUAACAGUUGUGAUUUUGAGCAGUGGAUUCACUAUUCAUUUGCAUUUCAUUUAAGUGAAAAUAUAUGGUGUUAUGAACAUUUAUCUAUUUCUCUACCAAUAAAUUGGUAUAAAUUUUGAUAAUUUAUUAUUUAAACUCAUUCAUAGUAGCAUUUUAAGUCUUCUUCAAUUUUUUGAAGAAACACCAGCAUUUUUGCAUUUAAAAUGUAUUGUUAUGUCACAUGUAAACUUUUGUAAAGUCUUAUGUUGCAUAUAUCAAUAUAAACUGUACUUAACUUUAGUUUAUUAAAGGUAGAUUUUUUUAAUUGCAUUACAAGAUAAUUUUAUAUCAGUAUUUUAAUAUCAUGAAACAUCCUAAUCUUUAUAUACUUCUGAAAAUGCUGAAUGUUUUUCUUGUAAUGCUAUGUAUCUUCUUCUUUUCCCCCCUAGUAUUGCAAAUUUUUCAUUAUAUAAAAGGAAUAACUUCUGUAAUUGUAAUGAAUCACUGAUACAUAGUUUGUCAUAUUCUUCCUAUUAAAUGGUGAAAGUGUUGUAUCUUAUUAUGUGAUAGCCCCACAAGAUACAUAACAGAAAUAUUACUUAGUGAUUUUAAUCUCUUCUUACUAUCAUCUAUUAAUAUGCAUCACGUUGGGAAAAUUUCAAUCCUAAGAAAAUAUUCCGAAUGCUGUCCUGCUAUAUUAGCCUUCAUUAGAUGAUGAAUUUCUAAUUCAUUUGAAUUUGUUCCCUUCUGUCUUUACAAAAAAGACUUGAUUUUAUCAUUCCUUCAAUUCAGUCAUCUAUUUAAUUUAAAUGCAUUAACUUUGCAGUUAAUAAUAUUCACAACAUUUUACAAACAGUACAAGUACAUUGAUGAAGUAAGUCUUCUCAGGGAUACAUAUUAAAAAUCGCAUUUAUAUAGAGCUUCCAAACAUAUAUAUUUUUCUAUUAAAGAUGUGUGUAGAUUUUACUUUCAAGGCAAACAUUGUUUUAUACAUACUUUUUGUUAAUUUUCUAAAUGAACUGCUUUCAUCAAAAGUUUAUGAAAAAAAAAGCUGCUUAAAAAUUUAAAUAUCCUUUAACCUAAAUGAAUUUUUUUUAAAUACCAUAUGCAUAUGCAAUAAAUGUAAGUGAUAUUCACUGAAUGUCUUUAUUUUGUGAAUAACGUAUUACUUAUAUAUGAAAUGUGGAACUUGAAUUUAGUACUUUAAAAUCUCAAGUAAAUGAAUUUAGAAAACUUGAAAAAACAGAUAAAAAGGAUAGUUUAUAUACUUUAAAGAAUUAUAUAUAAACUUUAUUAUUAAACUUAUUAAUUUUAAUGUAUAGAAAUGGUGCUAUGUUAUCUUAUCAUUUCAGUUUCACUCCCAAAUGUUACCCUAUUGUAGUAUGUUCUUUUUGUUUUAUUAAUUUAUUUUCCUCAUAUCCUAUUGCUAAGAUUUGUGUUAAGCAGAAUAAAGUGUUGCUAAAUACAGAAAAAUUAUCAACAACUGCUUUCAUUUCAGUUUUAUGCUUCAUAUCAUACUCAAUUGUUUCAAAAUAUAAGAAAAAUUGAGCUUUUAAGGCUUCAAAAUUAUAUUUUAUUGAUUGAAUAAUUUAACAUAUCAUAAUUUAAGAGUUAGAUUAAAGUAUGCAAGUAUGUAUGCAACUUUUCUCUGAAACUUCAUUUGGAAAACUUUUGAGUUGUAGAAUAUUUACAAGAUUAUCAAAUGAUUCAAAUCAGAGUUUUGAAAAUGCUAUAAAUAUGUCCUUAAGUUUGACUAUAUCAAAACGUCAGAUUUAAUUAUCUGAUAAGAUUUCCACACCUUUGCUUUAAAAAAGUAAAACAUAUAUAUAUACAGGGUGAUUCUAAAUUGUUUUUAAAAAUUAAGAGAAGUGAUAGUACUCAUCCAGAUAAUCAAUAAUUAC